Molecule: messenger RNA, 1489 nt
Organism: Diabrotica virgifera virgifera (western corn rootworm)
Lineage: Eukaryota; Metazoa; Arthropoda; Insecta; Coleoptera; Chrysomelidae
Exons: 3
Coding region: 622-1473 (283 amino acids)
Source: RefSeq, a predicted model, not a curated record
AUCGUCGGCCAUCUUGAUAUAUUGUACAUAAUAAAUAAACCCAGUUCCUCACAGAAGUUAUUUGUCACAUGGACUAGAACUUGUACGUGAGGGUUAGUUUUUACAAUAAUUUUCAUUUAUAAAUGACAUUUUAAAUAUAAGCAACUUCAACAUUCGCUAUAACGAGAAUCCCUUUUCCAUGUCAACUCCAAUUCAGAAUAAUCAUUGAGAAAUUAAACGUAGAAUGCUCACUUUCAGCCCUAUUCUGUAACUUUUAACAAAUCGAAUAGAAAUGACCAAGUCGAAUCGUAAUUACACGAAAUCGGAAUGUUUGAUAUCUAUCGCGUCGUUUUCGUGUUUGGAUUGGCAUUGUGUAACUCACAUCGUAAUCACUUCAAAUCGGAAUCUUCAAUUUCUAUUUGACGCACUCACGAGGUGGUGACAACCUCGCAAUGAAAAGUGAAUUAAGUGUUCUGUGACGUUAAGUUACUGGAAAGGCUAGUGCGGCGCGUAGGAUUUAUCAAAAAAAGAAGUAUUUAGUUAUAAUUCAAAUUUUGUUUUUUUUUUGUUUGUUUUUGUUUAAGCUUUGCUUUGCUUAGGUGUUUAAGAAGACCACGUGUACGAGUAUAAAAUCUAUAAAACAUGGCAAGCGGAACACCAAAGAAGAAAGCAUCUUCUGAUCAGCUAAAUUUCUUGGUGGAUUUUAUCGCUGGGAACAAGAUACUGUUACAUGGUAAAACCAAACCGUCAGAGGCUGAUAACAACACAAUUGAUAAAUUGUGGGACGAGUUAACACUUUCACUGAAUGCUAUGGGCUCAGGUCCCCAAAAAUCCAAAGCUCAGUGGAAGAAAACCUUCAUCGACUGGAAGAGUCACACGAAGAAAAAAGCCAGAGAGUGCGUUAAGUCGGAACAACGGACAGGAGGUGGGGAAGGUGAUGGAAAAGCACUGACCCCCAUCGAGGAAAAGGAAGGUGCUGAUGUUCACGAAAUAGGCUUUGAACCUGUUAAUGCAGAACCUCAAUUAUACAAUGACGUCAUAACUGAGGUACACAUGGAUGACAGAUAUUUGGAUGGACCAGAGGAGACAGUUGAGAUAACAGUAUUACCUGGUUCUAGUAAAUUAAAACGUCCAGCAGAGUCUCAACCAUAUGUAGAACCCAAGAGAAAAGCAACAACAGCAAAAGAUAAAGGUAGUAAUCUCCAAAAGGCAGCAAAGGCAUAUGCUGUAGGCCAAAGAGAAACUGCCACAAUCUUGGAGAGAUUGGUAGCAUUAAAAGACUCACCAGCAGAGACUGAUCCGUUUCGGCAACGAGAAUUAGACUUGAAGGAGUUUGAAUUAAAAGUAAGGUGCUUCGAAGCAAAAAACAAAAAAAGGGAAGAGUUGAAGGAGCUCGAGUUAAAAAUAAGACACUUCGCAGCAGAGAAUAAAAAAAGAGAGUUAGAUGUAAGAGAAAAAGAACUAGAAGAGAGAGUUAAAAGAGAGGGAGCUUAGAGAGAGGGAGCUGAAC